Molecule: messenger RNA, 1446 nt
Organism: Rhopalosiphum padi (bird cherry-oat aphid)
Lineage: Eukaryota; Metazoa; Arthropoda; Insecta; Hemiptera; Aphididae
Exons: 5
Coding region: 1-1446 (481 amino acids)
Molecular function (GO): protein dimerization activity
Source: RefSeq, a predicted model, not a curated record
AUGAAGUUAAAAGAUCUGGACAGUUUGCUGUAUGUAAACGAAGAAGGUCUUGUUCAAGAACGACUGGUUUCAUUAGUAACUGCAUCAGAUGCAACUGGACUGGGUAUGUUUGAAGUAUUUUGUGAAAUAACUAACAAAUAUAAUAUUGAGUGGAAGACACAAUUGAUAGCUCAAGCAUAUGAUGGUGCUGCAUCUAUGCAGGGACAGUAUUCUGGUUUGAAAACCAGAAUACAAAAUGAAAAUCCAAAUGCCAUAUAUAUUUGGUGUUGUGCGCAUUUAUUCAAUCUAGUAGUGGUUGAUACAUGUGACUGUUGUAUUGUCUCAAAACGUUUUUUUGGUGAUAUUGGAUGUUUUGUUGAGUUUAUGAGGGCUAGAAAACGAACAGCUAUUUUUGUUAAAUGGCAAGAACAAUUAUAUCCUAAUGAUCGUUUACGUCGAAUGAAGCGAUUUUCCACUACACGAUGGACAUCUCAUGACAGGGUAUUAAUUGUUAUUAAUGAAAAAUAUUCUGCACUAUUGGAGACAUUAGAAGAAAUUUCUGAUGCAAAUAAUUCAGACCGCGAAGCUGCCUCAACUGCUGAAAAUCUUUUAAAUAUGAGAACAGAACAAGACUGUAAAGAUUUAAUUGACCAGGCAAAAUUAUUUUCAAAUAAAAAUGAUCUUAAUGAAACAGAUUUUCCUCAGGUAAGACCGAGGAGAAAAAAAAUUAUGGCUGGAGAACAAGCUAGAGAUGAGCUUUUAUCUUCACCUGUAGAUAAUUUUAGGACUGGGGUUUUUUAUAGAAUUUUGGAUACAGUAAUUUCAUCUAUUGAAAAUCGAUUUUCUGAAUCUAGAAAUAUACUUAAAGAUUUUACAUUACUUUCACCUGAACGUUUAAGGUUGAUAAAGAAUGAAAACGAUUUACCUAGUGAUGCCUUUAAAGCCAUUUCCAACUGGAUUUCAAUAGAUCUCACUCAACUAAAAAUUGAAUAUGUUACAUUUAGUAAAAGUUUAGAUAAAUUGCUUAAUGGUAUGAAUAUAAACAUGAUGUAUCAAAACCUUAACAAUCAUACAAGUGAUUUUGAUUCGGAGAAUGAUAGCGAAAACAGUGAAAAUGAUGUUGAAACUUCAGAAAAUAAAAUAACUUGCCUGCAAAUCCUGAAAAUUUUAUCCAGUUAUGACCUUAGAAAUGCAUUUCCAAAUUUGUUUAAAACAUAUAAAGCACUUGGAACCAUUCCUGUAUCUUCAGCAUCUGCAGAAAGAAGCUUUUCUAAGGUAAAGCUUAUUAAGACUAGACUUCGGUCAACAACUGGUCAGAAUCGGUUGGAAAGUUUGUUAAUGUUAAGCAUGGAGAGAGAUGUGCCAAUAAAUCACCAAGAAGUUAUUGAUAAGUUUGCUCAAACAUCAACUUUUUGUAUGAAUAAAAGCAAUUUAGGAAAUAAUAUUAGUGAGGCUGAAUAUUUCUAA